Messenger RNA from Trichomonas vaginalis G3, 1590 nucleotides. RefSeq names its product NEDD8 ultimate buster-1 BS4 protein family. Gene Ontology annotation, biological process: regulation of ubiquitin-dependent protein catabolic process. The record is from RefSeq and is a predicted model, not a curated record. Gene Ontology annotation, molecular function: protein binding. The transcript has a single exon. The coding region runs from base 1 to 1590 and encodes 529 amino acids. Lineage: Eukaryota; Parabasalia; Trichomonadida; Trichomonadidae.
AUGAGUGAUAAAGUUAAGAAGACUUUUGUAUUUUCAUUUCUUGCUGAAAGAAUUACAUUAGAAUUCCCUAAGGAUACACUUGUUUCAAGUAUUAAAAACGAAAUCGUAAAAGAAAAGAAAGAAUUUGAAAAUAUGACGUUCGAAUACAUAGAAAACGCAGUUAUUGUUAACCAAUCAAAACGAGUAGAUGAGGUUGGUGAUAUUCUAUAUACAUCAGUAUCAAUUCCCAUUAAAUUAAUUCUAAAAACAAAAGAAAUCCCAGUUUUACUGAAGCCAUGGCAAACAAGUGACGACUUAGAGCAAAUACUUCUCCGAACAGAGACAUUUAGCUCGGAUACAGUUAUAGAAUUCGAAUUUAAAGGAAAAAUUAUUGAAUCAAUUCCAGCAAUGGAGCUUAAAAACGCCGAAAUCCAUGUCAAAACAGAUGUUGCCCAGCUUGUGAAAUUGAGGAAAGAGGGUUAUUCCGACGAAUUAGCUACAAAAGCACUAAAUCUUACAAAAUGGAACACAAGAGAAGCCAGAGUUAUCCUUAAGAACAAAUUAUUAGAGGAUGAAGCUCUCCUUUCAGAAAUCCUUAACUCCUUUGAAUCAUUAAGCGCAGCAUUACUUAAAUUGAGUUCAUUUGGAAAUUCAAUCAAAGAAUCAUUUCAAGAAUACAAGAAAUCCCUUGAAAACGCGGCCAAAGAGGCUGAAAUGAAGGUCUUCGAUGGUUUAAUCGAUUCUUACGCAAGAACUCAUGAUUUUAAUCAAAUUUUCAAAACAGAUUCCCACAAAAAACUGGCUUUGGAGUAUGGAUUCGUUGAAAACCAAGUAAUAGAGCAGAGAUGGAAGGAUAACAAGGCGAAACAUCCAUUUUUGGUCUCAAUUUCCGCAGCAUUAUUUUAUAAUAACUCAGACUAUAUAGUAAACAUCGAUUCUACGCCUCUUUCCGGCUUGAACGUCACUGAAAUCAAGAACCAAGCAAUAAAAGAAGGCAUUUUACAGCAAAAAACAGUUUAUCCAGAAUAUACCAACAAAGAAAACGUCCAACAGAUCAUGGAAAUAGGUUUUAACAUGAACACGGCCAUGAGAGCCCUCAUUGCUUGUAAGGGUUCCAUAGAAAGAGCCGUAGAUUCAAUUAUUAACCAAGAAUUAGAGAAUAUUGAGCGAAGUAGAGGUCUAAAUCCCAAUCCAACGAUCACAACAGCCAAUAUUUUAACUAAUAUUCGUGUUGGCGAUGCUCUAACUCUGUUGCAACAGUCACAGAAAGAUUCAUCAAAGUUUUUGGAGUUUCUAAAGUACUUGAAACUGAAGAAUCCAGAGUUUUACAUGUAUCCUGACUUGUUCGCUGCUUGUUUGGGAAUUCCGAAGCCUGUUCCUGUGGAAGAUAUCGUAAAAUAUGGAAUUUCUAACGGUUUUAUCACUGGAAAGAAAUUUUUCGAACUGAACAACUCUUUCGGCAGAGAUAUCGAAGCCAUGGACCCAGAGAAAGCUGCGGAACUGCUCUCUGUAAUAGGUGACUUCGAUCCAAACGCAUCUGUGUUCUUAUUAGAAGCAUACGGCAAUGACGUGCAGAAGGUUUUGGCCCAGUUAGACGAAGAAGCUCACUAA